Messenger RNA from Helianthus annuus (common sunflower), 1373 nucleotides. RefSeq names its product expansin-A1. The transcript is spliced from 4 exons. Gene Ontology annotation, biological process: plant-type cell wall organization. Gene Ontology annotation, cellular component: extracellular region. The coding region runs from base 105 to 824 and encodes 239 amino acids. The record is from RefSeq and is a predicted model, not a curated record. Lineage: Eukaryota; Viridiplantae; Streptophyta; Magnoliopsida; Asterales; Asteraceae.
CAUGCACACACAAGAAAACCCUCUAUUUAAUCCUCCAUCUACAUUUCAUAAAAACUAUAUCUUUUCAAGGUUGCUCAUGGUCACCUUCUUUACUCACUCGAAAAAUGGGUUUGACAUUCAUCUCGAUUAUGAGCUUUUUGUCGGUGGUAUCACUGGUUAAUGGUUACUAUAUAACUCCAUGGAGCAACGCACAUGCCACUUUCUAUGGUGGUGGUGAUGCCUCUGGAACAAUGGGUGGAGCUUGUGGAUAUGGGAAUUUGUACAGCCAAGGGUAUGGUACAAACACUGCUGCACUGAGUACACCCUUGUUCAACAACGGGUUAAGUUGUGGUGCAUGUUUCGAGCUUAGGUGUGUCAAUGAUCCACAAUGGUGCCUUCCAGGCACCAUUGUGGUCACUGCCACUAAUUUUUGCCCUCCGGGCGGAUGGUGUGAUAAUAUACAUUUCGACCUCUCGGAGCCGAUUUUUCUUCACAUUGCUCAGUACCGCGCAGGAGUUGUCCCCGUCGCUUACCGAAGGGUACCAUGCAGGAGAAGAGGUGGGAUUAGGUUCACAAUAAAUGGACAUUCUUACUUCAACCUGGUACUUAUCACAAACGUAGGUGAUGCUGGAGAUGUAAGAUCCGUGUUCAUAAAGGGGUCAAGAACAGGAUGGCAACCAAUGUCAAGAAAUUGGGGACAAAACUGGCAAAGCAAUAGUUACCUGAAUGGACAAGCACUAUCCUUUAAGGUCACCACAAGUGAUGGUAGAAGUGUAGUGUCCUACAAUGUGGCGCCUUCUGGUUGGUCUUUUGGGCAGACCUAUACCGGAGGCCAGUUUCGUUAAGCAGUCAUUAAGCAUCUAGUUUGAUGGUACGUGAUAUGAACUUUCGAACAAGAGUAUUAACCUUAAAUGCUAUGAGUUUAAAUCCUUCUUUUGUUUUAUUUACUCGGAAGGAACCAAUACGCCCGAGAAUGAUGGAAUAAACAAACUAAACGGUGUCCUAUAGUAGUUAUGUAUACGAGUUUGAUGACUAUAAUGUUGUAUUUUGUUCACAUUAAUAGAUGAACGUAUUGUAAGUGUUCUUUCCAUUAUAUGGAAUAAUUUUAAAUAUGAGCUCCUUGUAAUCGUACAGGUAUAUAAGAAUGUAUUCCACUAAUCCUUCUUUUGUUUUAUUUACUUGGAAGGAACCAAUAGGCUCGAGAAUGAUGGAAUAAACAAACUAAAAAGUGUCGUAUUGUAGUCACGUAUACGAGUUUGAUGAGUAUAAUGUUGUAUUUUGUUCACAUUAAUAGAUGAACGUAUUAUAAGUGUUCUUUCCGUUAUACGGAAUAAUAUUAAAUAUGAGCUCCUUGUAAUCGUACAUGUAUAUAAGAAUGUAUUGCACUUUAUUUA